Messenger RNA from Indicator indicator, 2878 nucleotides. Its product is annotated as scaffold attachment factor B1-like. Gene Ontology annotation, molecular function: RNA binding; sequence-specific DNA binding. Gene Ontology annotation, biological process: regulation of transcription by RNA polymerase II; regulation of mRNA processing. Bases 90 to 2807 code for a protein of 905 amino acids. Lineage: Eukaryota; Metazoa; Chordata; Aves; Piciformes; Indicatoridae. The record is from RefSeq and is a predicted model, not a curated record. The transcript has 19 exons. Gene Ontology annotation, cellular component: nucleus.
UGUGCCACCAUUUUGUGCUGCAAUUGCGGCUGUUUGCUGUUGUUUUUCUGCUGCCUUGCUCCGUGUGUGCGAGUCGAAACAACGGCCCCAUGGCGGAGAGUCACUCAGCUGCUGGGCAGGGGGAAUCUCCGUCCUUGGGUGGCUCUGGAGUUUGCAGCUCGGAGCCUGAAAACCGACGGCGGCUGAGCGAGCUACGCGUGAUAGACUUGCGGGCUGAGCUCAAGCGCCGCAAUUUAGACAGCGGAGGAAACAAGAGCGUCCUCAUGGAGCGGCUCCGCAGGGCUAUUGAGGAGGAAGGGGGAAAUCCUGAUGAAAUUCCAGUGGUUUCAGAAAAUAUGAAGAAAACUCCAAAAAGAAGCAGCAAAGGACGUAGAGCAGAUGAAGAGGGAGUAGAAGAUAAUGGCCUGGAAGAGGAUUCGGGAGACGGACAGGAGGAUAUUGAAGCAAGUUUGGAUAACUUGCAGGAUAUUGACAUGAUGGAUAUUAGUGUGUUAGAUGAAGCUGAAAUAGAUAAUGGCAAUGCGGUAGAUUGCGCAGAGGAUUACAGUGCUGAUAAUAUUCUUGACUCACUGUCUGAUAGUAAAGAAAAUGCUGAUGCAGAAGUGAAAGAACACCCAGAUCAGCCUGCAGAAUAUGCUGUAGGUAACCUGGAGGCAUCCCCACAAUUUUCAGAAAUUAAAGAAGAAUCAACAGAAAUACCAAUAGUGAUGGUAUGCAUCUCUGAUGUAGAGAUUGAAGAUGUUGGAAACAGUUUGGAUGCUUCUUCAUCUGAUUUAACUGCAAUAAAGGAGCUUGAAGAGUUACCUUUGGAGCCAGAAAAUGAGAAAAUACUCGACAUUUUGGGGGAAACUUGUAAAUCUGAAGUACUUAACGAAGAGACUUCCGAGGCGGAGCGGCCACAUGCCCAGGAAGCCAGUAACGUGGUGCCAGGCAAGAGGCUAGCGGAGGAAGAGGACGCUCUUGCUGCCGCUCAGGUGGAGGAAGAUGCUUUAGAUAUGGACAGCAAAUCGGCACAAGCUAUGGCAAGGAAGGAAGCAAAGCGUUUAGUUGUAGCAAAAGGGGAGACAAGUGAACAGACAAUAGAGGAAGAGAAGCUGGACUCUGACUCUUUAGUAGUAGAGACCCUAAGCGAUCAGAGUAGCAAACGCUCCCAAGGCCUGGAAGCCUCUAGUGGGGAAACAGCGGCCAAAGGCGCAGGUCCCGAAGGCAAAGAUAGCAAAGAAGAUGGCAAGAAAACAGAAGACAAAGCUAAUUCUGAGGAACCCCCUGCUACUAAAGAGUCCUCAGCCAGUGAGGGCGGUGAUCAGAAAAAGAGCCCUGUUGAGGAGGACAGAGAUGCAAAGAUAAUCUCAAAGGAUGAAAAAGGCCGUGUGGGUAGUGCUUCUGGCAGAAAUCUGUGGGUCAGUGGACUUUCAUCCUCUACUAGAGCUACAGACUUAAAGAACCUUUUCAGCAAGUAUGGGAAGGUGGUUGGUGCAAAAGUAGUGACAAACGCUCGCAGUCCCGGUGCUCGCUGUUACGGCUUCGUUACGAUGUCCACCUCGGAAGAAGCCACUAAGUGUAUUAAUCAUCUCCACAGAACAGAGCUGCAUGGCAAAAUGAUUUCUGUGGAAAAGGCAAAAAAUGAACCAUCCGGGAAAAAGCCUUCAGACAAAAAAGAAAGUGAAACAAGGAAGGAAAAAGACAGGCACCACUCUGCAGAGUCCAAAUCUGAGAAGUCUGGUGGUAUUAAGAAGGAGGAGAAGAUGGACAAAAAAGAUGAUAAGAAAUCAGACAAAGAUGGAAAAGAUGAAAAAGAAGGCAAAGGAAAAGAUGAACAAAAGUCUGGUUCUUCUGAUAGAUCCAGGGCAAGCAAAUCAGCCAGUCGAGGAACUGAAAGGACAGUGGUGAUGGACAAAUCUAAAGGAGAACCAGUGAUCAGUGUGAAAACUUCUACAUCCAAAGAGAGGAGUACAAAAAGCCAGGACCGCAAAUCAGAGAGCAAAGAGAAGCAGGAUAUCUUAUCCUUUGAUAAAAUCAAGGAGCAGCGGGAACGGGAACGCCAGAGGCAGAGGGAGCGAGAGAUCAGGGAAACGGAAAGGCGCCGAGAGAGAGAGAGGCGGGAGCGAGAGCAGCGCCUUCAAGCCAUCCAUGAGCGGGAUGAACGACAGAGGCUCCAGCGGGAGCGGGAACGGCUGGAAUUUCAAAGGCAGCGUCUGGACAGAGAGCGCUUGGAGAGGGAGAGGUUGGAGCGAGAACGAAUGCACAUAGAGCAGGAGAGGAGGAGAGAGCAGGAGCGGAUCCAGCGGGAGAGGGAAGAGCUGAGGCGGCAGCAGGAGCAGCUGCGCUACGAGCAGGAGCGGCGCUCUGCCAUGAGGAGGCCUUACGACCCCGACUGCAGGCGAGAUGACCCCUACUGGCCCGAGGCCAAGCGGAUGGCCAUGGAGGAUCGAUACCAUUCCGACUUCGGCCGCCAGGAUCGCUUCCACGACUUCGACCACAGGGAUCGUGGCCGAUACCAAGACCAUUGUUUGGACAGGUCAGCAAGAAGAGACGGUUCAAGAGGAAUCCCAGAUCGAGAUGGGCAGCAUUACCCAGACGAGCGCCACGGAGGGCCUGAACGUCACUCACGGGACAGCUGGAGUGGUUAUGGCUCCGACAGAAGAAUGAGUGAAGGGAGGGGGAUACCCCCCCAGAGCCGGCGGGGAGGCUUCACACAAGUGGGAAACCAGAGCCAGAUGAUGCAGGGCAGCGGAAUGCAGGGAGUGUUUGCGGGGCAGGAGCGGACAACCAGAGGCACUGACGCUCGCUUCACCCGGCGCUACUGAAGGCACUGUGUACAGACAUAUAUCUCUAUUUUUUUUAAUGCCAGAUGACAAUGGUGGUGAAUUUUAUUAAC